Heterobasidion irregulare TC 32-1 is the source of this 1065-nucleotide messenger RNA. RefSeq lists its product as uncharacterized. Lineage: Eukaryota; Fungi; Basidiomycota; Agaricomycetes; Russulales; Bondarzewiaceae. The transcript has 7 exons. The record is from RefSeq and is a predicted model, not a curated record. The annotation marks the transcript as partial.
AGCUUGCUCUCUGUCGGCCUUGUGGUUCUAUCGUCUGUCCACGCACAGCAAGUAUGGGACGUUACUGUUGGUGGCCCCAAUGGAGAGACAGUCUUCAACCCCACAACCGUCAAUGCCAAGGAGGGCGAUCAAAUUGUAUUCCACUUCAACCCAAAGAAUCAUACGGUCACGCAGUCAACCUUUGCGCAACCGUGCAGCAAAAUGGACGGUGGAUUCGACUCGAACUUCUUUCCCGUUGCUGUUGGGACGUCCGAUCUGCCAACCUACAAUGUGACGGUCAACAGUACCACCCCGAUUUGGGUCUACUGUCGUCAAGGAGCGGGGACUCCGAAUAGUCAUUGCGGUUUAGGAAUGGUUUUUGCCGCCAAUCCCGGAGGCGACGGCGCUGCGAAUUCGUUUGUCAACUUCCAGAACGCUGCCAAAGCUCAAGGCGCAUCUUCAGCCUCCACGGCGGCCAGCUCAACUGCAUAUGCGUCAACCAGUCCGGCAACGACUUACACUGCGGCAUACGGCACUGCAACUGUCCCACCCCCUCCUGAAAUCGUAACUGUCACUGAGACUAUCACCGUCGAGGGUUCAUCUUGGACCACGACAUAUGGAUCUUACCCUGGCUCUCCUGACGCUACUCCGGCAUCCCUUCAAGGAAACGUUCACAAGGUCAUUGUCGGUGGUACUAACCUGACAUUCGACCCCCCCUUCGUCUCUGCCUCUCCCCGGGACACCAUUGUCUUUGAAUUCCAUCAGAAAAAUCACACUGCAACGCAGUCUACGUUCGAUGCGCCUUGCAAGAAGAUGGACGGUGGCUUUGAUUCUGCCUUUGACUUUGCUGUUGCUGCUAACGCAUCUAGUUUCCCUACGUUUAACGUCACCGUCAAUGACACUGCACCGAUAUGGGUCUAUUGCCGCCAGACAAACCCGGCUGAUCAUUGUGGUGCUGGCAUGGUCUUCGCUGUGAAUAGUGUGGAGAGUUCGCAGCGCAAUUUCGCCGCCUUUCAAGCUCUAGCAGAAAAACUCAAUGGCACCAGCUCUAGUGGCACUGGUUCUUCGUCGGCCAGCGCUCCAUCA